AUGUCUUACGGCAACGACAACAACGACUCUGGCUACGGAGGCAACUCCGGCGGCUUCGGCGGCAACAACAACGAUGACAGCAGCUUCGGCGGCUCCGGUGGCCGUGGCGGCCGCAACGACGACAACAGCUUCGGCUCGUCGGGCAACUCGGGCAACUCGGGCUCGGACAGCUACGGCUCCGGCAACUCGGGCUCCGGUGGCUUUGGUGGCAGCUCCGGCGACGACAGCUAUGGCUCGUCGGGCAACUCGGGCAACCGCGGCGGCCGCGGUGACGACGACAGCUACGGUUCGUCGGGCAACUCCGGUAACCGUGGUGGCCGUGGCGGUGACGACAGCUACGGCUCGUCGGGCAACUCGGGCAACUCGGGCUCCGGUGGUUUCGGUGGCAGCUCUGGUGACGACAGCUACGGUUCGUCGGGUAACUCGGGCAGCCGCGGCGGCCGCGGUGGCGACGACAGCUACGGCUCGUCGGGCAACUCGGGCAACUCGGGCUCGGACAGCUACGGCUCCGGCAACUCGGGCUCCGGUGGCUUCGGUGGCAGCUCCGGCGACGACAGCUAUGGCUCGUCGGGCAACUCGGGCAACCGCGGCGGCCGUGGUGGCGAUGACAGCUACGGCUCGUCGGGCAACACCGGCUCGGGCGGCUACGGCGGCAACAACAACGACAACAACGACAGCAACUACUAA
Molecule: messenger RNA, 687 nt
Organism: Sporothrix schenckii 1099-18
Lineage: Eukaryota; Fungi; Ascomycota; Sordariomycetes; Ophiostomatales; Ophiostomataceae
Product: Ddr48p
Exons: 2
Coding region: 1-687 (228 amino acids)
Source: RefSeq, a predicted model, not a curated record